Molecule: messenger RNA, 2333 nt
Organism: Rhodamnia argentea
Lineage: Eukaryota; Viridiplantae; Streptophyta; Magnoliopsida; Myrtales; Myrtaceae
Exons: 2
Coding region: 696-2156 (486 amino acids)
Source: RefSeq, a predicted model, not a curated record
AACUCAACUCCAAUCCGAGAAAACCAGAAAGGGAAAACGAGGAAUGGUUGGGUUGUCCGAUCGAACGUCCUUUUGUGCGUCACCCCUCACUCCAAAAGCGGAAGCCAAUUGCGCUUUUCCACCGCUCGGAUCGAGAGUUGAAUUCGAACUCCCUGUUGAAUCUUUCGCGAUGCGUGUUCGAGAGAGAUGAUUGGCCGGCCUUAGGGCAUAGGAAUCAAUCAUGGUCCCUCCCACAGCUCCGAGCAUUUCGAAUUCCCCCAAAUUGACGACCCCCCCCUCCCUCUCUCUCCUUUGCCCUAGCACUCGUCCUUGGCGCACGGCGUUCUCGCACUGAUUGGCGGCGAUUCGAAAUGCGGAUCGGCUGUUGAUGUGGAUUCUCGGCUUCUCUUUCCAGGGUUGUGGUGAUCUCAGGAUGGUUAUGCAUGCUGCGGGGUAUUCACUGAAUCUGAUGGAUAACCUCUUUGGAUAUCUUGUGGCUGGAUUCUUGUGGGUCCCAUUCACGACGGUACUUGUGAGGGGACUCUGUGGUUUUGUGGACUGAUGGAUCGCUGCUUGAAUAAUUCCGUUUUUGCUUUGAUUUGUUUCGUGAGGAUGGUAGGAAGAUCUUUGCUCUAACUAUUGAUUGGAAGCACAAGCUGGAAUUAAGACAACAGAAAGUGAAAUUUGUGGGAGGAGCUCUUUUAAAAGCACUGUCAAUGGAGAGCCAUCAUCCUUCAACAUUGUUGUCAAUGGACUCUGGCUUUUUGUCUCAUGAUGAAUUGGAGAGAGAGAUAGAUGGCUCGAUCAUCCAUGGAGGACCACCUGAUAUUAAUCUCCCUUUGUCAUCGAGGCCUAGUCCACCUCCUCUGGCUUGGAACGACCCUUGUGAUAAUUUGGAUGUCGGUUUGGGACCCCAACUUUACGAAACAGAGAUGAUCGUUAAUAUGCCAAAAAUGGGACGUAAGAGCAACAAGCGACUUGACAGUGUGUGGGGGGCCUGGUUUUUCUUUAGUUUUUACUUCAGGCCUGUUUUGAAUGAAAAGUCAAAGUCCAAAAUAGUUAAGGACCGUAAUGGUGUGUCUGGCUUCGAGAAAUCAGACUUGCAGCUCAAUGCUUUCUUGGUUCAGCACGACAUGGAGAACAUUUACAUGUGGGUUUUCAAGGAGAGGCCUGAUAAUGCUCUUGGCAAGAUGCAGCUGAGAAGUUACAUGAAUGGGCAUAGCCGGCAAGGGGAACGUCCAUUUCCCUUUAGCGUGGAUAGGGGUUUUGUACGAUCUCAUAGGAUGCAGAGGAAGCACUACCGUGGUCUCUCCAAUCCCCAGUGCGUUCAUGGGAUUGAAAUUGUACGGACACCCAAUCUUGUCAGUCUUGAUGAGCAAGAGCUGAAGAGGUGGAUGGAAUUGACUGGCCGAGAUAUGAACUUUUCCAUCCCUAUGGAAGCUGGUGACUACAGUUCCUGGAGAAAUCUUUCAAGCACUGAGUUUGAGCUUGAACGGCCACUGCCUCUAUCAAAGAGCAACACAAAUCAUCAAUCUAGGAAGUUGCUCAAUGGCUGUGGUUUAAAUCUGUCUACCCAGCCAUCGGACCAUAGUAAUGGUGAUGUAGUGGAUUUGUCACCAGUUCGCAACAAAAGGAAGAAAGAAUAUUCUCCGAAUGGAAAUAGUGAGGAGUUGAAUUUAUCAAAUGGUUCUCAUUCUGACAGAGGUUUGGAUCUGAAAAUUCACUCAGUUGAGCCGUCAUGGUAUAAUGCAUUUACUGGGGUCAUGAAGAAUGUCUGCGGCCCUGCUACAGCUGCAAAAACAAUAUAUGAAGAUGAUGAAGGGUUUCUGAUCGUUGUCAGCUUGCCUUUUGUAGAUCUUCAGAGGGUAAAAGUCACAUGGAAGAACGCUCAUUUACAUGGGAUCGUGAAGAUUUCCUGUGUUAGUACAGCUUGCAUUCCUUUUAUUUCAAGACACAACAGGACCUUUAAGCUAACAGAUCCAACACCGGAGCACUGCCCUCCAGGGGAGUUCAUCAGAGAGAUUCCCCUACCAGCCCGCAUUCCAGAAGAUGCUAAGUUGGAAGCAUAUUGUGAUGAGACGGGAACAUUGCUUGAGAUCAUUGUACCCAAACAUCAUACAGGACCUGAAGAACAUGAGGUUCGUGUAUGCUUCCACCCCUCCACUUGGAGUGAUUGAGCAUUGGUCAGCUGUGAGGAGGGAUUAGGUCAUGUGAGGUUUGGCAUUAUCGUGGUCGCUGCUUCGUUGUUAACUUAGUUUAUUUCAUAGAAGACUUAGAGAUUGAAGUCUGUGAUCUCUCUGGAUAAUAUGCAUGUCUUUGUACUUACUUUAAUUAUUGAUUCUCAACUCUCAUCG